UAAUCACAAAAUUAUUUGGCAAUAAAAACUGGCCAUUCUUCAAACCGUUACGUUAAACGUGAACAUGGAACACCACUAGCAAGUCACGUGACCAGCUUGCGUUUGAGAGCGCAUCACAGCUGCUUGUAAAUAGAGGCUGUAAAUAUAAUUAUAGCAGAUAAAGAUGAGUUUGGGAGCACGCGCCACCAAGGGUGGUGCGAAGGGGAAGGACAAAGCCCAGGACAAGUCCAAGGGCGUCGACAAACCACCGGCCAAGGAGAAGGUCAAACAACAGCUACAGGCAACCACAGAACAGAUGCGUAUCGCAAACAUGAUCGACCGCAAAAGUGACGACUCCACGGACGUUCGAAGAAUGGUUCUAGAGCUGAUGGAGAUGACAUGUCGCACCGAGGAGGAGGUGUGUUCGGCGCUGCACGACUCGGACAACGACAUGGUCGCCGCCUGUAACCUACUGCUGGAGGAGAGUCAGCGAAUACAGGGUGAGUGGCAGACAAAUGAAAAGAAGAAGAAAAAACCACCCGCCGCCGCCGGUAACGGCGAGCCCGAGCCGCCUCGCGAGCGAGAGGCGCGCGAGCCGAGAGAACGGUCUGGCGCGCCGCGUCCACGUCGCGGGGAAGCAGAGGCUCGCGGUCGAGGCCGCGGAGCAGCGCGGGGGCGCGCGCGCGGCGCCCGGCGCGGCCCGCCCGGCCGGCCGCGCCCGCCGCGCGGCGACAUGGGCGAGCGGCCCGACCACGGUCAGUACUCGCCACUACAGUUAGCAGGUCACGGGGGCGCGCGCGCGGCGCCCGGCGCGGCCCGCCCGGCCGGCCGCGCCCGCCGCGCGGCGACAUGGGUCACGGGGGCGCGCGCGCGGCGCCCGGCGCGGCCCGCCCGGCCGGCCGCGCCCGCCGCGCGGCGACAUGGGCGAGCGGCCCGACCACGGUCAGUACCCGCCACUACAGUUAGCAGGUCGCGGGGGCGCGCGCGCGGCGCCCGGCGCGGCCCGCCCGGCCAGCCGCGCCCGCCGCGCGGCGACAUGGGCGAGCGGCCCGACCACGGUCAGUACCCGCCACUACAGUUAGCAGGUCACGGGGGCGCGCGCGCGGCGCCCGGCGCGGCCCGCCCGGCCGGCCGCGCCCGCCGCGCGGCGACAUGGGCGAGCGGCCCCACCACGGUCGCGGGGGCGCGCGCGCGGCGCCCGGCGCGGCCCGCCCGGCCGGCCGCGCCCGCCGCGCGGCGCCAUGGGCGAGCGGCCCGACCACGGUCAGUACUCGCCACUACAGUUAGCAGGUCGCGGGGGCGCGCGCGCGGCGCCGGGCGCGGCCCGCCCGGCCGGCCGCGCCCGCCGCGCGGCGACAUGGGCGAGCGGCCCGACCACGGUCAGUACUCGCCACUACAGUUAGCAGGUCGCGGGGGGCGCGCGCGCGGCGCCCGGCGCGGCCCGCCCGGCCGGCCGCGCCCGCCGCGCGGCGACAUGGGCGAGCGGCCCGACCACGUUCAGUACCCGCCACUACAGUUAGCAGGUCGCGGGGGCGCGCGCGCGGCGCCCGGCGCGGCCCGCCCGGCCGGCCGCGCCCGCCGCGCGGCGACAUGGGCGAGCGGCCCGACCACGGUCAGUACUCGCCACUACAGUUCGCAGGUCGCGGGGGCGCGCGCGCGGCGCCCGGCGCGGCCCGCCCGGCCGGCCGCGCCCGCCGCGCGGCGACAUGGGCGAGCGGCCCGACCACGGUCAGUACUCGCCACUACAGUUAGCAGGUCGCGGGGGCGCGCGCGCGGCGCCCGGCGCGGCCCGCCCGGCCGGCCGCGCCCGCCGCGCGGCGACAUGGGCGAGCGGCCCGACCACGGUCAGUACUCGCCACUACAGUUAGCAGGUCGCGGGGGCGCGCGCGCGGCGCCCGGCGCGGCCCGCCCGGCCGGCCGCGCCCGCCGCGCGGCGACAUGGUUAGCAGGUCGCGGGGGGGCGCGCGCGCGGCGCCCGGCGCGGCCCGCCCGGCCGGCCGCGCCCGCCGCGCGGCGACAUGGGCGAGCGGCCCGACCACGGUCAGUACUCGCCACUACAGUUAGCAGGUCGCGGGGGCGCGCGCGCGGCGCCCGGCGCGGCCCGCCCGGCCGGCCGGGCCCGCCGCGCGGCGACAUGGGCGAGCGGCCCGACCACGGUCAGUACUCGCCACUACAGUUAGCAGGUCGCGGGGGCGCGCGCGCGGCGCCCCGGCGCGGCCCGCCCGGCCGGCCGCGCCCGCCGCGCGGCGACAUGGGCGAGCGGCCCGACCACGGUCAGUACUCGCCACUACAGUUAGCAGGUCGCGGGGGCGCGCGCGCGGCGCCCGGCGCGGCCCGCCCGGCCGGCCGCGCCCGCCGCGCGGCGACAUGGGCGAGCGGCCCGACCACGGUCAGUACUCGCCACUACAGUUAG
Molecule: messenger RNA, 2392 nt
Organism: Cydia pomonella (codling moth)
Lineage: Eukaryota; Metazoa; Arthropoda; Insecta; Lepidoptera; Tortricidae
Product: collagen alpha-1(I) chain-like
Exons: 9
Coding region: 164-2392 (742 amino acids)
Cellular component (GO): nucleus; cytoplasm
Molecular function (GO): protein binding
Source: RefSeq, a predicted model, not a curated record